AUGGGUACAACAGAAGCCAACAAUCUCAAGAGCUUGGAUAAAAUCUACAUAAAGGAAAUUAUUGAGACAAAAGCAUUCGGUUCAAAACAAGUAGAGCAAAGGCCUCGUGAACUAGUUGAAAUGGUUGGUGACAUAGUGAAGAGAUGUUCUGGCUCUCCUUUGGCUGCCACAGCUUUGGGCUCUGUACUACGUACCAAGACCAGCAAGCAAGAAUGGGAAGGUAUACUAAAUAGAAGCAUGAUUUGUGAUGAGGAAAAUGGAAUUUUACCAGUACUUAAACUCAGUUACAAUUGCUUGCCGUCAUAUAUGCGGCAAUGCUUUGCUUUUUGUGCUAUGUUUCCACAGGAUUAUGAGAUUGAUGUGCAAAGUCUAAUCCACCUAUGGAUGGCCAAUGGUUUUAUCCCAGAGCAACCAGGAGUGUGUCAUGAAACCAUUGGAGAAAAAAUUUUCAAUGAGCUGAAGUCGAGGUCGUUUUUUCAGGAUUUGAAAAGCGUCCCAUUUGACAAAAGAAUUUCUACUUCUGCAAGGAGUACGAACAUGUAUUGUUCUAGAAUUACUUGUAAGAUCCACGACCUUAUGCAUGAUGUUGCAGAAUCUGCUAUGGGAAAAGAAUGUGCUGCAAUAACUACACGCCCGAGCCAAAGUGAGGGUGCUCUUCAUUCAACUCGUCAUUUGUAUUUAUCAGUCAAUCGACCAGAAAAUCAUCUGAAUGCUUCCCCAGAGAAAGGAUCUCCAGCUUUCCAAACAUUGAUAUGUGAUGGAUAUGUAAAAGAAGAUAUGAAGAUCUUAUCAAAAUACAACUCUAUUAGAGCAUUAAAGAUCGAUCGGGGCUCAUUCCUAAGGCCGAAAUAUCUUCAUCACCUGAGGUAUCUUGAUCUCUCAGGAAGUGAUAUUGAAGCACUUCCUGAAGACAUCAGCAUCCUGUAUCAUCUGCAAACACUCAACCUUUCUGAUUGCCGUGUUCUUGAGCGACUUCCAAAGGAACUGAAGUAUUUGACUUCCCUCCGUCACCUCUACACUCACAAAUGUCCAAAGUUGAAAAGCAUGCCCGCAGAGCUCGGACACCUCUCUUGCCUGCAGACACUCACAUGCUUUGUUGUAGGUACUGACACCAGUUGCAGUAAUGUGAGAGAGCUGCAGAAUUUGGACCUUGGUGGUAGACUAGAGCUAAGACAGCUCGAAAAUGUCGCAAGAGCAGAUGUUGUAGAAGCAGCAGGUCUUGGAAAUAAGAAAAAACUGACCGAACUGGAGUUAGUAUGGACUGAUAAUGACCAGCAGGCACAGAAUAAUAAUCAUAAAGAGGUGGUGCUAGGUCUCAAACCUCAUGAUGGGCUGAAGGCCCUAAGGAUAUAUUCAUGUGGGAGUAGUACUUUUCCAUCAUGGAUGAAUAUGUUAAAUGGCAUGGUGGAGUUUACAUUAUCUAGUUGCAAAAAGCUCGAGAAGCUUCCUGCACUCUGGCAGUUACCAGUUCUGGAAAUUCUUCACCUGGAAGGAUUGCCGAGUUUACAUUGUUUGUGCAGCGGUGGUACUACACCCAUCACAUUUCAGAAACUGAAGGUGCUAACCUUGUUUGCGAUGGAAAAAUUUGAGGCAUGGUGGGACACAGAUGUGGUGCAAGGAGAAGAGCCGAUAUUUCCCAAGGUUGAGGAGCUGCAGAUCCGUUGGUGUGGAGGUUUGACUGCAUCACCAAAAGCAGCGCUAGUGAUUAUGGAAUCAUCUGGCAGAGUUGACACUAAGUGCCGCUCCGCAUUUCCAGAACUGAGAAAAAUGAUGUUAAAUGAUUUGAAUAUGUUUGACAGGUGGGAGGCAGUCGAAGGAAAUCUAGGAGAAGGGGUAACAUUUCCUCGGCUCGAGGAACUGUACAUCAGCCAUUGUGCAAGCCUCAGUGCACUACCAAAAAGGGUCGUUAUUGGUUAAACAAUCAUUUGGCGGAGCUGAAACUGUGUGUUGUCACUCUGCAUUUCCAGCACUGAGGAAACUAAGCUUAUCUUGUUUGUCGGCCCUUGAGAGGUGGGAGAAGAGGUAACAUUUCCUCUGCUGGAGGAAUUGAAAAUUGAUGGCUGCCCGAAGUUGACUGAUCUACCUGAUGCACCGAGGCUAAGUGAAUUAGCCAUAGAAGGACAUGAUCAAAAAAUAUCCCUGCAGGCAGCUAGCAGAUGCAUUCCGUCACUGUCCAGUCUGCGUCUGGAUGUGUCACCCGAUGACACAGAAACAACAUUGCAGCAUGUCAAGCAGAAAUGGAAGCUUGAACUCCCCCUAGCAACUAUGUGCUUAUGUAGGUGCACC
Messenger RNA from Panicum virgatum (switchgrass), 2286 nucleotides. RefSeq names its product putative disease resistance protein RGA4. Bases 1 to 1917 code for a protein of 638 amino acids. The transcript has a single exon. Gene Ontology annotation, molecular function: ADP binding; protein binding. Gene Ontology annotation, biological process: defense response to other organism. The record is from RefSeq and is a predicted model, not a curated record. Lineage: Eukaryota; Viridiplantae; Streptophyta; Magnoliopsida; Poales; Poaceae.